AUGUCCACCCUUAUUUCAUUGAUCUUUUGUGUUCUUUCCACGCUGCAAAAAAAUCAUGUCAGGAAGGAGGCUUUUCAGCAGUUAAUUGAUGGUGUAAGCUACUGCCAUGAUAAGGGAGUCUACCACGGAGACCUCAAGCCUGAAAACGUUCUUGUGGACAAAAAAGGCAACAUCAAGAUCUCUGAUUUUGGUCUCAGUGCUUUACCUCAACAUCUCGGGAAUGACGGAUUACUGCAUACUACUUGUGUUAGCCCCAACUAUAUUGCCCCUGAGUUUCUGCAGAAUAAAGGAUAUAAUGGAUCUUUGUUAGACAUCUGGUCUCGUGGAGUAAUCCUUCACGUAAUGCUUGUAGGAUAUCUUCCAUUUGAUGACCAAAAUAUUGUUAUUGUUUAUCAGAAGGUAGUGGUUUAUCUCAAUCUGAAGUGA
Molecule: messenger RNA, 426 nt
Organism: Oryza brachyantha (malo sina)
Lineage: Eukaryota; Viridiplantae; Streptophyta; Magnoliopsida; Poales; Poaceae
Product: CBL-interacting protein kinase 17-like
Exons: 5
Coding region: 1-426 (141 amino acids)
Biological process (GO): protein phosphorylation
Molecular function (GO): protein kinase activity; ATP binding
Source: RefSeq, a predicted model, not a curated record